GGCCCCCACCUGGUGGUGGUCCCCGCCUCGCUGCUGGAGAACUGGCAGCGGGAGCUGCGCCGCUGGUGCCCCGGCCUCAAGGUGGUGGUCUACUACGGCAAGCACCGCGCGGUGGUGCGCAAGCGGCUCGCCACGCUCAGGUGGGACCGCCUGGACCGCGGCUUUUUGGAGAAGUGGCGGUGGAGCCACCUGAUCAUGGAUGAGGCUCACGCUCUGAAGAACAGGAACGCGUCGCGCACCACCCGCCUGCGCCGCGUCUCCAACGCCUCGCGCCGCCGCAUCAUGAUGACGGGCACGCCGCUGCAGAACGACCUGGCGGAGCUGCAGAACCUGCUGCACUUCCUGCUGCCCUCGGUGUUUGCGGCG
Molecule: messenger RNA, 366 nt
Organism: Chlorella variabilis
Lineage: Eukaryota; Viridiplantae; Chlorophyta; Trebouxiophyceae; Chlorellales; Chlorellaceae
Exons: 3
Cellular component (GO): nucleus
Molecular function (GO): ATP-dependent chromatin remodeler activity; chromatin binding; ATP binding
Source: RefSeq, a predicted model, not a curated record